CUCAUUAAAAGUUUAAAAUUACUUAAAAUUGCGUUAGAGAUAGUGUUAAACUGUAGACUUUACCUUUAGAUGAAGUGAAUUAAAAUGUAAUUUGUUUUUAUACGCUUUCCAUGUUUAUAUAAUCGCUGAUGAAUGACAUGUCAAUUCGGUUUGGAUCUAAAAUCGAUCAAUUCAUUUAUCUUCGCCUAUUCUUGUAUGUUCAGUGUUGUAUCAUUUUCAUUAUCAGUAAUGAACGGGUUGAUUGUAGAGACGUUGACUUUAAUUCUCGCUACUUGAAUUAGAUUCAAUUUAAAAUCUCCAUUCAGUGAUAAAGAAAGGACAUAUAUACAUACAGGAAAUGUGAAAUAUCUUAAUGCAUAUUUUUCAAGAUCAAUAGUUAUUAAGUUAUUUUAUAAGAAAGUUGAAUUGCAUGUAUUGAAAGUUAAAAAAUCAUUCAAAAUUGAAAAAUGAAGAAAAAGAAAAUUGUCAGGGAAAGUGGCAUAAAAGCAUCAGUAGAUAGUGUUGCCUCUGUAAGAAGGCUGUCACUUUCCUCAUCUAGUGACAAGAUUCCACUAGAAACAAACAAAGCAGACACCAUGGUACUACAGAAUAGCAAAGCUAAAAGUAUGAAUGGAGCCAAAAGUUCUAAGGAGUCUACACCUGUUGUAAUGAACCCAAUUGAUCCAAAAACUAUGCUUUUCUUUGAGGCAAUACGGGAAGGAUCAAUUCAGAAAACAAAAGCCAUUUUACGCGGAAAAAAUAUGAAUAUGAACACAAGAGAUCUAAAUGACAAAAAUACACCCACUGCACUUAUCGUGGCAUGUGAGGUUAAUAACACGGAAAUUGUGAAACUGUUGUUGACAAUGAAGAAAGCCAGAAUUCUGGAUGUAAAUCAGGAGGAUAAAGUUGGACGGAGACCUAUUUGGAUAGCUGCAUGGAAGGGUAAUGCUGAAAUAGCUGAUUUAUUAUUGAAUACUAGAGGAACAGAAUGUGAUGUAAACUUCAUUGAUAAAGAGUCGGGUACCAGUCCACUGUAUCGUGCCAUUCUAAGUAACUCUGAGGAGACAGCACACCUACUGAUAUCAGCAAAAGCUGAUGUUAACAUGAGGAGAAUGGGUGUGAACCUAAAUGGAGCAGAAACACCUCUCAUAAAAGCUGUACAGAUGAACAACAAAGCAAUUGUGGAACAUCUUGUCAAUGCUCUAUGUAAAAUACAGGCCAGGACACAAGAGGGAUUCAACGCGUUACAUUAUUGUGUAGCCUAUAGGAGAUAUGACAUUGCCGAGUACCUCCUGCAGAAUGAGAUUAAAAUUCACGCAAAGAGUCAUAAUGGUAUAACAGCAAUGACCGUGGCGAUUGAGCAUCACAAUCCUGCGAUGGUGAAACUACUUAUAGAGUAUGGUUACAAAAUGGACAAAAGGUACCAAUGGAAGGAAACGCCCCUCUCUCAGGCUAUAAACCUGCAUAGUGAGGAAUGUGCAAUGACAUUGAUUCACCAAGGUUGUGAACUGAAGAAAAAGCGCGGGCAUUCAUAUUUCAUGAUGGCCGUGGACGAGAAAUUGAUGAAGUUAGCAAAGUUCAUGGCUGCAGUUCAACCACAGUUUCUACAGCAAAGUUGGGUAAAAACCAAGCAGUGGCCUGUUUCUAUCUACCAUAGACCGGACAUUAUCCGAUGGUUGGAGCAAGAAUCAGACAAGGUGCGAUCUCUACGCCAGCUCUGCCGCGGUAAAAUAUUCAGGUUACUUGGAAAGUACCCUGAUAAUAAACUUAAGAAAUUGAACUUAACUGACACUCUAAGAGAGUAUGUUUCAUAUAAAUCUCAUGUGAAGGAUGAAUUCUACGUCCAGAAUUCACUAGAUCUUAAGGGAGAAUGUCCUAUCGAAUGCCCAGCAAUAUGUGCAAGAAAAUAUUGUCCGCCAAUAGAAUUCUCAAGUUCAUCAGAAUCAGACUCCAGCAUUGAUGAUGAUGACAUAGAUUCACAAGGGGCAAAUGGACACCACAAUCGCAAUCAUUUAAAUAACCCAAAUGAUCAUGACCAUGAUCAUGAUGAUGAUGAUGACAAGAAAUGUUGUGACUACUGCAAAUAACUGUUUUU
This is a messenger RNA of Ruditapes philippinarum (Manila clam), 2074 nucleotides long. RefSeq names its product receptor-interacting serine/threonine-protein kinase 4-like. Gene Ontology annotation, cellular component: cytoplasm; nucleus. NCBI's taxonomy places the organism in Eukaryota, Metazoa, Mollusca, Bivalvia, Venerida, Veneridae. Gene Ontology annotation, molecular function: protein binding. The record is from RefSeq and is a predicted model, not a curated record. The coding region runs from base 447 to 2066 and encodes 539 amino acids. Gene Ontology annotation, biological process: regulation of barbed-end actin filament capping. The transcript is spliced from 4 exons.